Chlorella variabilis is the source of this 1713-nucleotide messenger RNA. RefSeq lists its product as hypothetical. Lineage: Eukaryota; Viridiplantae; Chlorophyta; Trebouxiophyceae; Chlorellales; Chlorellaceae. The annotation marks the transcript as partial. Gene Ontology annotation, biological process: carbohydrate metabolic process. The transcript is spliced from 7 exons. The record is from RefSeq and is a predicted model, not a curated record. Gene Ontology annotation, molecular function: hydrolase activity, hydrolyzing O-glycosyl compounds.
CAGGCGCUGAGCCAGACCAUGUUUUUCUUCGACACCCAGAGAGAGGGCUACCUGCCGCUGAGCAACCCGGUGUCGUGGCGCGGCAGCGCGUUUGUGGCUGACUACAACAGCAGCGCCACGCUGGCGGCAGCCACCCCCAACGCCACAUUCGACUCGGGCUUUGGAUCCUUUGGCUCGGCCACCACCCCCAUCGCCUUCACCACCACCCUGCUGGUGUGGGCCCUCAUGGCCUUUGGCCCCGGCUUCACGGCGGCGGGCCAGGCGGGCGCAGCGCUCGACUCCAUCCGCUGGGGCAGCGACUACCUGCUCAAGGUGCACAAGGCGCUGCCCGGCACCAACAACAGCAUGAUCAUCACGCGGCAGGUGGGCGACAUCGACACCGAGAUGCUGCUGUGGUACCGCCCGGAGGAGCAGGGCCUGCCCCGCCCCGCCUUUGCCGUCGACCUCACCACCGGCGGCUCCGACCUGGGCGGCAGCGUGGCCGCCGCCCUGGCAGCCUCCUCCAUUGCCUUCCGCAACCAGAACGACACGCAGUAUGCGGGGCAGCUGCUGGCCAAGGCGCAGGAGGUCUAUGAGUUUGCCAAAGCGGUGAAGGGCCGGUUUGGCGACGGCGACUUCAACCUCACCGUCCUCUACAACACCUCCACCUUUUACGACGACCUGGCCUGGGCCGCGGGCUGGCUGUACAAGGCCACCAAGCAGGCAAGCGCACGCACUGGGGGGCAGGGCCAGCCCAGCCGGCACCGCCUGGAGAUGGCGGCGCCCCGAGCGGCGUACGCGUACGACUGGGACAACGUGUUCUGGCCCCUCAACCUGCUGCUGGCCCAGGAGACCGAGCGCUCCACCUUCCGCCAGCAGACCGAGCUGUUCCUCAAGAACUGGAUCUGCGCCGGCAACGCCGCCAACUACACGCAGCGAGGGCGGGCAUACAACCCCAUGAGCGGCUCUCUGGGCGCCACCGCCAACGCGGCCGCCAUGUCGCUGAUGUAUGCUGACCUGGCGGAGGCCUCCUCCCCCACCCUGGCCCGCGAGUACCGCUGCUGGGCGCUAUCCCAGGUGCGGUACGUGCUGGGCGACGCGGGGCGCAGCCUGCUGGUGGGGCACGGCAAGAACCCGCCCAAGCGCACCCAGGACCGCGCCGCCGCCUGCCCAGACCCGCCAGAGGUGUGCAAUCGCGUGACGGGCCUGCUGUCUCCCGACCCCGACAGCCACGUGCUAAGCGGCGCGCUGGUGUACGGCAGCGGGCGCUGCGACGCGUUCAAGGAUGAGCGGGGCGCCGACAGCAACCGCGUGGGCAUCGAGAACAAUGCGGGGCUGGCGGCGGCGCUGGCGGGCGUGGCGCGGGUGGGUUGGCCCUGGCCUGCGGGGAGGCUGGCGGGCUGGGCAGGAGGGUUAGCAGGCAGAGGGCCCCGCCAGGGACGUCCAGCUGGCACCUGCACCUUGGCAGCCUCGCUUCCUGGCUCACCGUUCUUGCGCUGCGCCCCCUGCUGCCGCCCCUCUGCAGCUGGACCCCGGCCUGUGGGAGGUGUGCCUGCAGGACUACGGCAUCUACCGCUCCUCAGCCAUUUGUGGCACCUACCUCUCCGUUUAGUCCCCAGGCCUCAGCUAGCUCCACAAGCACUGGCAGAGCAGUUUCCAUGUUUCCUUGCACAGCACUUCUGGCGCGCUUCCUCGCUCGCACUCCCUGAGGCACACUGCGAUACGCUGAUCUGA